UGUGUUUCAUCUGAACAGUACACGAUCAGAGUAAAAAGAAGUAAAAACAAACCCAGCGAAGCACAAAAGUCUGGAAAAUGGAGAACACGGCAACGCUGAGACAGUGGUUCGACCGAGUUGACUCGGACAAAACCGGAAGCAUCACGGCGGCUCAGCUCAAGAAUGCAUUUUCCGUCGGAAACCUCGAAUUCUCCAUCUCCAUUGUUCAACAGAUGAUCAGGAUGUAUGACUUUGAUAGGAAUGGAACUAUGAGCUUCGAAGAAUUUGUUGCACUCAACAAGUUUCUUCUCAAGGUUCAACAAGCUUUCUCAGACUUGGAGAGGGGUCGGGGGUAUCUUGUUCCUGAUGACGUUUAUGAGGGAUUGGUGAAAAUAGGAUUCUCCCUCGACUCUCCUGCAUUUUACACAGUAUGUGAGAGUUUCGAUCAAAAGAAGAAUGGAAGAUUCCGGCUUGAUGAUUUCAUAUCUCUUUGUAUUUUCGUGCAAUCUUCAAGGAAUCUCUUUAAUUCGUUCGAUACAAGCAAGCAAGGCAGAGUCACUCUUGAUCUCAAUCAAUUUAUAUACUGCACUGCCAAUUGUAGGAUAUGAUACAUUCUCGACCACAGGCAAAGAUGAACAAAUGGUGUACAUUGACUCUUUUUGAGAUGGCUGUGAUUUAUGAGAAGACCAUAUUUAUCUUAUAUCAUGUGUUGGAUCUUGUGUGUUUUCUUUCUAGUGUAGAAUCUUGGAUACUUAUCGAGUCUCGUGUAAAUUGGCUUAGUCCUGGAAAAUCAAACUUGCGGAUCCUUUUGUUCAAGUUAAUAUUAAAUCACCGAGUCAGAAA
Molecule: messenger RNA, 822 nt
Organism: Rhododendron vialii
Lineage: Eukaryota; Viridiplantae; Streptophyta; Magnoliopsida; Ericales; Ericaceae
Exons: 10
Coding region: 78-587 (169 amino acids)
Molecular function (GO): calcium ion binding
Source: RefSeq, a predicted model, not a curated record